CCAAAACAAAAGCCAAAAUAGCGCAUCGUCUAUAAAAAUGGUUUUUAAAUGAUUGUUGUCGACUGUUUAUGUUCGAGUGCAUUCCUGACAUUUGUCAUUGUCUUUUCUCUGGCUUGUGUGUGAGGCUGCGGGCGGUUACUGAUGUCGUUGGUUGAGUAUUGAGCUCCCAUCUGACCUACUUUCGUACUUCGCAUCAGCUCAGCGCUGUUUACAGGCGCUCGUGAGCGGAGGAUGUGGACCCGGUAGCGAGAAAACAUAGCCGAAACGCCGAGUAGCGUGCCCCCCUCUGCCGCUUUACCAUGGGAUCCUUCAGUUAGUGUGUUUUGUGCAUAUUUUGUCCCGUUUCCGACUUCAGAGUGGCUCGUGGGUUGUUUGUGGCGAAGUCGAGCUCACUCGUGGCUUCAGUAUGAGAGGCGCGGACGAGGGCAAAAGUGAAGUGUGGACCUGUCCUUAACGCUCGGUUCUGCUGUUUCCAUCAUUACCUAAAGUAUUUAAGGACUGACUACUCAUAAGAACAUAACUGCAGCAUCUCUUGGCUGCCAAUCAUCAGUGGGGUAACACCAGUGGCUGGCUAUCAGAGAUUUGUGAGUAGUGGCUAACCACUAGCAUUGGGUGGUUAGCAUGUGGUGUCUAUUUGAAUUCUGAGGGUGUUUCAAGUGUAGAAGACACGAAUGGGACACGCCAGCCUUUCUAGACGGCCUGAAUGGGAGAAGGAGUGAGCAUGGACAACCUUUCGGAGUUUGGAGGCCUUUGUCCGUCCACCCGGAGGGAAUGGGACACAGGCAGCUGUGUGGAUGAUUUAAUGGAUGAAGAUGAGAAGGACAGAGCAAAAAGGGCGUCCCGUAAUAAAUCAGAGAAGAAGAGAAGAGACCAGUUCAAUGUUCUCAUUAAAGAGCUGUGUACAAUGCUGCAGGGUCAAGGUCACCCCCGCAAGAUGGACAAAUCCACCAUCCUGCAGAGGACCAUUGACUUCCUGCAGAAACAGAAAGAGAUCACUGCGCAAACAGAAUCUUGUGAGGUCCGACAGGACUGGAAGCCUUCUUUCCUCAGCAACGAAGAAUUCACCCAGUUAAUGCUGGAGGCAUUGGAUGGUUUCCUAAUAGCUCUUACUACAGAUGGGAAUAUCAUAUAUGUAUCUGACAGUGUCUCGUCUCUCAUUGGUCAUCUGCCGUCAGAUAUGGUGGACCAGAACAUUUUGAACUUCCUGCCAGAACGAGAGCACGGAGAGGUGUAUAAACUUCUGUCAUCACACAUGCUCUUGACGGAGCCUUCUGCUUUGGACCUACUCAACAGCAAUGAGACGCACGUUGAGUUCUGUUGUCAUGUAGCAAGAGGGAACAUUGACCCGAAAGAACCACCCACAUACGAAUAUGUCAAAUUUGUUGGAGAUUUCAAGUUUCAUAAUAAUGUGCCUCUGUCCUCAUGUAAUGGUUAUGAGCUGGCAUUCCCACGCACACUGCAGUCCUCACUAGAGGAGCAGAUCUGUCUCAUAGCCACAGUGAGACUUGCGACCCCUCAGUUCCUGAAGGAUCUGUGCAACGUGGAGGAUGUGUGUGAUGAAUUCACAUCAAGACACAGUCUGGAAUGGAAAUUUCUCUUCUUAGAUCACAGGGCCUCUCCUAUCAUUGGGUACCUACCGUUUGAGGUUUUGGGGACCUCGGGUUAUGAUUACUACCAUGUGGACGACCUGGAGCUGAUUGCUCAGUGUCAUAAACAAUUGAUGCAGUGUGGGAAAGGAAAAUCCUGUUACUAUCGGUUUCUGACUAAAGGGCAGCAGUGGAUCUGGCUGCAGACACACUAUUACAUCACAUACCACCAGUGGAACUCCAAACCAGAGUUUAUCGUCUGCACACACAGUGUGGUCAGCUAUGCUGAAGUCCGAGCAGAGAGAAGGAGAGAGUUUGGAUUGGAGGAAAGCUCAUCUGAUAUGGCAACAUCUUCAAUCAAGGGGCAGGAAGUGUUCUUGGAUAUGUGUCCUCCUUUGGAUGCUACACAGGAAAGAAUCAGCAGCGCUCGAUCAGUGUCGUCACAAAGCUCUAAAAAAUCAUCACACACAGCACUAUCUGACUCUGCGUCGAACUCAUCUGUGAGGUACACAGAAGCGUGCACGUCGUCACGGCAGUCUGUUUCCAUUGGUCCUGAGAAGAGUACCAGCAGAAUGCCACAUAGUGGAUCAAAGGCCCUGAUUCAGAGGCAGAGCUCCUCUGAACCCACGUCACUCUCCCCCUCCUGCAGUCAGCAUUCCACUAUGACACAGUCUCUUUAUGGAUUCCAGCAGCCUCAGUUAGGCGUCAUGCAUCAGCUGAAAGAGCAGCUAGAGGAGCGGACACGCGUCCUACAGGCCGACAUCAAAACACAACAACAAGAGCUGCACGACAUUAAAGAGAAACUACAACUCGCUAACAUACAGAUGUUACUCCAGCAGCCGAUUCAGGGAGAGUUUGCCAAUUCUGGUCUGCAGCAGCAGGGUCCAGGCAGGCCGUCCCAACACAGCACCCACCCCCAACCUCAACACUGUGUUUCACAUUCAUCACACACACUGCUCAGAGAACAGCCCAGUAGCUCAUCCGCUCAGGGGCAGCAGAGAUUGGUUCAGACUGGACACAUGCAGACCAUCAGUGUUCCAAUGCAAACACACACCAGUCUCACAACACCCUUCUAUAGCAACCCAAUGAUGUUCUCACCCAACCACGGACACCGAACCCAGCUCGACACAAACUGCCAAAGACACACACACACAGACUACAGCCAGGACGGACAGCUACGGAUGCUACUAAACCAACCAAUGCAGAUGCUUGUACCAGACAGCAAUGGGGGCGGCCAGGCUUCCCAAUGCAGCUCAACUAUUCAACAAACCAAAUAUCCUCUGGACCAGCAGAUGAUGGCUCCUUCCUUCCCUGUGCAGCAGGUGAAUUGCAACGCUGUGCUUGUCCCUUCCCCCGUCUUUACCUCACCAAUCAUGAUCCCCCAUAAUAGUUUCAUCACCCAUCAAGCCACGCCCACCUACACGCCUCACCCGUCGGCUGCCCCACACAGCUUACCACUACAACAACCUCAGCAGUUCUUUCAGAUGCAGCCUCAGGGUCUGAUUCACAGUGCUCCCACUCAGGCCUUAUUCCACACCCCAAGCAUUCCGCAGCAAAGUACUGUGGGAUACGUACAGCCACAACAACAUCAGCAGCAUCAUCACUCACAGUCCGGAAGCCUGUCGGACUACAGAAACAUGCUCCCACGGUAGCCCCACCACCAGGGAAAAGCCAAGAGGUUGCCGGGAAAGCACGGUGAGCAUUUAGCUCAGAAAGGCAUGAUGGGAAGGGACUCUCUCGGCUCAGGGGAAGGCUCGCAAGCGAGCCAAACCAAAAUCGAGAAAGCUAAAGUCCCUCAAAGUUUCCAUGACAGCAAAUGAUGGUGAUAACACCACAAGGCCCAAGGACUCUGCCUGGCCUGGACUGUACUGGAUGUUGGGAUACAUAGGAGGAGCCGGCUGGGGCGUGAUCCAUCUGUUAUUCAUGGAGACAGAGGUCACAGAGCAGUCAAGCAGGCACUUUGAUCGAUACGUAAAGGACAUAAAGCCAUGGAGGGUUUUUGGUACUGUAAUGUUACAGUUAUCUGGAUGUUUAAACACAAACAUACACAAAUAAGAAAAAAAAUCAAUGAAUCAAGUAAUGCCUUGACAGAGCGUAAACUCUGCUGCGUGUGUUCUGUCCUCAAAUGGAUACUAAAAUACUAACUAAAAGAGAAAUCAUCCCAACAAAAAGAAAAUUACAUGGUCAUGAACUAUUUUUCAUGCAUAAUAUUUUAUGUGUGUGUGCUGAUGGGAGGAGCUGGGCAUAAUUCAGCAAAAUAUAUAUAUAAAAAAAAAAAUGGCUUCCUGUUAUCAUGUGCAGAGCAGGAUCGCCCCCACGUUAAGAAACUUGAAUCACAAUGUAUAUUUCAAAUAUUUAAGAACACUUUAAAAGUUCGCACUAGCGCAAACUUUCCUACUGCUGAGUUCAACUCAAUCGCUGUUACUCUUUGUUUUUCUAUCCACUGUACUGUACAUAUAGUUUCUCCACAUAUUGGGAUCCGGAUCAUCAUAUUUCAGUACUUUUAUUCCAUAUUUAGGUUUAGGUAAACAUAGCUGCUCAGGACAAGCACGUUGGCUUCCCUGAUCAAACAGUUCUUUGAGUUUUCAGCCAUGAAUGUGGUCCUCAUGUCCAUACAGUAAAUCUACAUUGAUUUGAUGUCAGUAUGAGCACAACAGAUGUGCUUUUUAUAUUUAGUUUCAGUAUUACACAGGCUCUGUCUAAUUUUUGCUUUGUUAGAAGAGGGACUUUGUGAUUGUUUUAUGGUGGUGGGCGCAAGUGCUGCAGCAGUUAAACUGCAAAAAUGAAGAUAUAAAAUAAUGACAGGUUGAAUGAUUGAAGACAAUCAUAAUGUCAGGGCUGCAGAAAUGGAAAUGUUCUCAUCUGCCUGUCACUUGGGCAAAGUGUUUCACAAAUACAAUGCAAAUAUUAGUAAACAAAACACUUUUCAUUUUCUUUUUUUUUUUUUUCCAUUACAAUUUUUUAUUAUUAUUUUUGGGGAGUUGAUGUAGACACGCAAGUUGUGAACACUCAAAGACACACAAAUAAGAAAAAAAUCUGACUAUUGGAAAAUCAUUUACAUUUUUUUUUCUAGCUGGGACUUCAAGCUGCACUUUCUGCUGUCCUGUCACGCAUUGCACAUUUAAAGACUGGUUCUGAUUAUUUAUUUUUUUUAAACUAAGAAAAUUCUGUUUAAGACAGUCUAAAAUCAUGUGCCCUUCUGCAUGUUGUGCAAUGCAAAUCGGAAAAAACAAGAAUGUGUAAUUUAUUCUUAUCGAAGAGAUUUCUGUUUUUAGUCAGGUAUGUUUUCUUGUAUUAGCAAGAAAGCCAAUGUGUUGUUUGGUUGACAACAAAGUAUUUUUGUAUAAAAAGUUCCUCGACAUUCCUUCAGUCAUGUAUAGAAAGUGUGAAACUCCCGACUCUCUCAGGUGUGACAUCUUUGCACAGAUGUCUAGCUUGUUAAUCUUUAGAUCAAAUCCGAUGUUUCUGAUCAAACUACACUCAAAAGAAGCACUCCAGAGAUUAUUUUUUUUACAUAAUAUCAAAUUUUCCAUUCUCAAGAGCUCAUUUAUGUCCCCAGCCUGCCCAUCUGAACCAUUUCUAAAUGUUUUCAAAGGUUUGUAGAUAACAUAACUGGUUAUUCUCAGCAUUUUGUUCUGCCUCCCUAGAGUCGCACUAGAGAAGACGAGGAAGAUGUUUGGUGUAUUUGUCUUUCAGAUACUGUGUUUCAGAGUAUGACACACCUGGUUGUUCUGCAUCAGUGCCUCCUGUUCAUCACCUUCUGCUGCUCUGAGAUUAUCUUUGGCUCUCACAAAUGCUCUUUAUGUCUCUAGACAUAAGAGAAACUACACUUUGUCUCAAAUAUAACUCUAAAUUUUAGGUUAGUCUACCUAAGAAUCCAUCUCAAUAUGGUAGAUGUGUUUUAGAAUACAAUAGCUUAUCUAAGCUGGUUACUAGGUGGACAUUAGCUGGUCCAAGCAACAAAGACUAGCAACAAACCGGUUACCAGUUUAUGGCGGUCAAGCUAGUUUUUGGAGGAGCUAUAAAAUGACUUCCAUGUUCCAAAAGAAGUUUAAUCUGGUUGUUUCCGUAGGGUAGUAAACAUCUGCAAACAUUUAAUUUCUAAAUGAGUAGGACAAAUAAAUCCAAAGGUUGCAACUUAAGCCAGAUGCCAUUGUGAUUGCCAAUUUUAGAGUGUGCAUAGUCCUUUGAAUAAAAAUUAGCUGCUUGGCCCUUCAUUUAA
Messenger RNA from Cyprinus carpio (common carp), 5808 nucleotides. RefSeq names its product neuronal PAS domain-containing protein 2-like. The record is from RefSeq and is a predicted model, not a curated record. Gene Ontology annotation, biological process: circadian regulation of gene expression; regulation of transcription by RNA polymerase II. Gene Ontology annotation, molecular function: DNA-binding transcription factor activity, RNA polymerase II-specific; RNA polymerase II cis-regulatory region sequence-specific DNA binding; protein dimerization activity. Lineage: Eukaryota; Metazoa; Chordata; Actinopteri; Cypriniformes; Cyprinidae. Gene Ontology annotation, cellular component: CLOCK-BMAL transcription complex; nucleus; cytoplasm.